AAAAGGGAAUGCAACAAUAAGCUCCUAAAAGACAACGCUGUGCCGACAAUAUUUUGCCACACAGAACCAAAUGUGAAGAUGGAAAUGGCUUGCCUAUGAAAACCAAGAAAUCCAGUGAGAGAUGUGGCCGUGAUAAUGGGGGUGCUAGAUGUUAUUACAGUCUCUCUUCUCCUUUGUGUUCACAGUUCAGCUUUUACUGUGUUCAGCUCAUUUGCUGAGAAUGAAGAUGCUCUUUUGCGGCACUUAUUUCAUGGGUAUCAGAAGUGGAUCAGACCGGUGAGACAUUCCAAUGAUACCAUAAAGGUGUACUUUGGAUUGAAGAUCUCCCAACUGGUAGAUGUGGAUGAGAAGAAUCAGCUGAUGACAACUAAUGUGUGGCUGAAACAGGAGUGGAUUGACCACAAAUUGUGCUGGAAUCCUGAAGACUAUGGUGGCAUCACUGCCAUUCGAGUCCCAUCCGAAUCUCUCUGGCUUCCAGACAUUGUUUUGUUUGAAAAUGCUGAUGGGCGCUUUGAAGGUUCACUGAUGACAAAAGCCAUUGUCAAAUACAAUGGGAUAGUGGUUUGGACUCCUCCAGCCAGUUACAAAAGUUCCUGCACUAUGGACGUGACCUUCUUCCCAUUCGAUAGGCAGAAUUGUUCAAUGAAAUUUGGAUCGUGGACGUACGAUGGCAACAUGGUUGACUUAAUACUAGUAGAUGAAAAUGUAGACAGGACAGACUUCUUUGACAAUGGGGAAUGGGAAAUCCUAAAUGCCAAGGGAAUGAAAGGAAAUCGAAAAGACGGACUGUAUUCCUACCCUUUCAUUACCUAUUCCUUUGUUCUGAGACGUCUGCCACUCUUUUACACUCUUUUUUUAAUAAUCCCAUGCCUUGGAUUGUCUUUUUUAACCGUGCUGGUUUUUUACUUGCCUUCCGAUGAGGGAGAGAAACUAUCACUCUCAACCUCUGUUCUGGUCUCCCUCACUGUUUUUCUCUUAGUCAUUGAAGAAAUCAUCCCUUCCUCUUCCAAAGUCAUACCCUUGAUUGGCGAGUACUUGUUGUUCAUCAUGAUUUUUGUAACCCUCUCCAUCAUCGUCACUGUUUUUGUCAUUAAUGUGCAUCAUCGCUCUUCCUCAACCUACCAUCCAAUGGCCCCCUGGGUAAAAAGACUUUUCCUUCAGAAACUUCCAAGGCUGCUCUGCAUGAAAGGGCAUGUCGAUCGCUACACAUUUUCCGAUCCCGAAGGAACGCUGAAACAAAAGCCGGCGAGGAAACAUAAACACAAACAAUUCAAAGAUGGAGAAAAAGUCGUGAUUGCAUUUUUGGAAAAGGCUGCGGAUUCCAUCAAAUACAUCUCUAGGCAUGUUAAAAAAGAACACUUUAUCAGGCAGGUUGUACAAGACUGGAAGUUUGUUGCUCAGGUCCUUGAUCGCAUCUUCCUGUGGCUAUUUUUGGUAGUAUCUGUGUUGGGCUCUGUUCUUAUAUUUACUCCUGCUUUGAAGACGUGGUUGCGCAGUGGUGUGUAGAUUACCAUGUCUCCUUAUGUGAGAAUCUGCUGAAGGAAGGAUGGAAGCAGAGUGCCAAACUUGAUGAUUAGCUAACAUUCAAAUGCCUACAGAGAAGACUCAAAGUAUCACUGCAAAUUGCAGAAAAUUUGUGUUGAUGAGUGUACACCUUGCUUAAGUUUUAUGGAUUAAUCUUGUGCCUGCUGACCUUGGAGUAAGCCCUAUUCAAAUUACUAAGGACUUCUGAGUAGACAUGUAUAGGAUUGCACCAGUAAUCUUUUGAAUUGUUGCACAAAUGAAGGCUCCAAUGUCCGUAUCUGUUAUAUUUGUAAGUAUUUAUAUGCUAACUUAGAUGCACUGGAAAAAAAGAUAAGCCUAUAUGCAGUAAGCACAUAAACCAAAUAUAUCUAAGCUAAAAACUUAUAUUGGUUUUGUGCCCAUUUAUACUGGGUGUGGAGUACAUGUAGACCUUCAGAUGUUGUUGGAAUCCAGUUACACACAACCCAAACUGGCCUGGCCAGUGGUCAAGAAUGAUGGGAGUUGUAGUCCAACACCAUUUGGAAGUUCACAUCUUCCCCAUCACUAGUUUAAAUAGUCAUGGCUUUCCCCCAAAGAAUUGCUAGAGCUUGGGAAGUUUGCUGAUGAUUCUCUGGAAAGAAUCACUGCUAUUUUGCAUAAUAUUUUUGAUGAGAAGGACCAAAAACCCUAAGAGGAGAAAAUUAAAUUAGUUUGUGGUGUGUAGCUACAUCCUAUUUUUAAAGCUUUAUUUUUUGUCUCAAUCGCUCUCAGAAUUAUUAAUUUAGCAAUAUCCCUGUGACAGUGGGAAGAUUUUAUAAGAAUCUACUAUGAUCAUUGGCCCAAAAAAUAAUAAUAAUACAAAGAUCUACAUUAUGUGGACCUUAUAUAAGUUUAUUCAGUCAAUUUCCCAAUUUCUUCACUCAGAUGUAAAUAUUCUAUUUGAUGAAAAUUGUCUACAAAAAUUGAUAUCCUUGUGUAUUUGUUGCACUAUUUUUUUAAAAAAAAUGUUUAAUAAUAUAUAAAGGCAUAGGGCAUGUGCAUAAACUUUAUGAAAGGUAAGUAUAAUAAGCACAGAUACUUUAUAUUUUAAUCUAAUAAUAGCUGAAUAUAUACAAAUAUAUAUUUAUUUCACACUGUGCACAGUAAUCUGUCCAUUGUGAGUGACAUCUCAUAUUUGUUUUCAUUUUUGAAAAACUCCCAGUUCCCUCUUUGGUUUGGCAAAGUCUCACCCAUUAAUGGUACUUCUCAGAUCUUGGAUGGCUUUUGGAGUGUUUGAAAAGUUUUUCAUGUCACUGAAUGUUUCUGCUUUAAAUUCACUGGCUUGAAAUCUUUCACCCCUUAUAGAUUCACCACCAGUCCCUUUUAAAGUGUGCAGUCUGAAUCUAAGAAGUAAAUCCCAUGAAACACAGUGGUACUUACUUUUUCCAAAGGUUGGAAUGGAAAUCUGUUGGUUUCCAAAAUAAGGUUGAAUUUGGAGUUCCUGACCCCUUGAGAGACGUAUGUAAGAAUCAAAACAACCUGAGUGUCUUGAAGCUAUAGGAGGAAAGACUAUUUAGUUGUUCUUGACAUCUAUCUUGACAUUUAUCAUCCCUGCUUUGGAAUGAAAAAAAAAUGGCUUCUCAGAGCUGGGGAUGUCAAAGCUUAUAUGUUAAUGUCUUCUUAUACCAUCAUAGUCUUUGGUUAAACAGGUUCUGCAGAUUUCUGUAGCACAUUGAGCAACCAAGAACACCAGAGCUAGCUCAUACUAGUCUAACCAUUCAGUACCUCAGCAGCCAACACUUCAGCUACUCAUCUGAGCUGUUGCAGGCAGUAUUAUGGAUGGCAUCCGUGAUUUAUUUAUUUACUUCAUUACAGUGGGCUCUUGGUAUGUGCUCUUGGUAAUGCUCAAGUCCCA
Molecule: messenger RNA, 3397 nt
Organism: Sceloporus undulatus (fence lizard)
Lineage: Eukaryota; Metazoa; Chordata; Lepidosauria; Squamata; Phrynosomatidae
Gene: CHRNB3
Product: cholinergic receptor nicotinic beta 3 subunit
Exons: 7
Coding region: 136-1506 (456 amino acids)
Biological process (GO): chemical synaptic transmission; nervous system process; monoatomic ion transmembrane transport
Cellular component (GO): synapse; postsynaptic membrane; neuron projection
Molecular function (GO): transmembrane signaling receptor activity; acetylcholine-gated monoatomic cation-selective channel activity
Source: RefSeq, a predicted model, not a curated record